UAGCUGCUGACGACGACGAAGAAGAAGCGAAGCCUGCGCAACAACCGCGUCAACUAGCAUGCUCUUAUCUUGUAGUGCAAUUCCAAGGCGUGAUUUCGAGACAAAAAGUCGUUUUACUUUUGUCUGGAGUAGAAAACAUUACAAGGUUUCCCCACACGUUGUCAGAUUGAUCAUUUCAUGAUACAAGUCAUUGGAAGUGCUUGGCUUUUGGUUGAACUCGAGCUGCAAAGCUAACAAUACGACGUGCAGCUAGCUAGCUAGCUAGCAGGGAGAGAGAGAAGCUGAGAGGGAGAUUUGGAGUCAUUUCAUCCCAAAUCGUACGUGUGCAUGAUUAAAGCGCCGCCAGCAAUUUGGCAACAGUGUGUUUCGCUUUUCCUUGGAUACCUUUUUCGCCUUUGACACGAGAUGUAUCGACAAAAACCAACAUUGAAAGAUCGCCAGCAUCUGUAUAAACUCAUCAUAAGCCAGCUCCUCUACGAUGGCUACACCGGCAUCGCCAACAGUUUAGUCAACGAAAUUAAACCUGCGAACGUGGUGUCGCCAUCUGAACAGCUUGUCCAGCUGGUAAAAAUCGGCAUGGAGAAUGAUGACAGCGCUGUGCAAUAUGCUAUUGGGCGCUCUGAUACAGUCGCGCCUGGCGUGGGAAUCGAUCUCGAAUUUGAUGCUGACGUCCAGACCAUGUCACCAGAGGCAUCGGAAUAUGAAACGUGCUACGUUACGUCCCAUAAGGGACCAUGUCGGGUUGCCACGUACAGUCGGGAUGGCCAGCUCAUUGCCACGGGCUCAGCUGACGCUUCCAUCAAGAUACUGGACACUGAGCGUAUGCUGGCAAAAAGUGCCAUGCCAAUUGAGGUUAUGAUGAAUGAGACAGCUCAGCAAAACAUGGAGAAUCACCCGGUGAUUCGAACACUGUAUGACCACGUGGAUGAAGUUACAUGCCUGGCUUUCCAUCCAACUGAACAGAUCCUUGCUUCUGGCUCAAGAGAUUACACUCUGAAACUUUUCGACUACUCAAAGCCUUCUGCAAAACGAGCGUUUAAAUACGUACAGGAAGCAGAGAUGCUGCGUGCCAUCUCUUUUCACCCAUCUGGAGAUUACCUUCUCGUUGGAACACAGCACCCCACCCUGCGUCUUUACGACGUCAACACCUUCCAGUGUUUUGUGUCCUGCAACCCGGCGGACCAACACACCGACACCAUCAGCGGCGUUAGUUACAACCCGACAGCCAACAGCUAUGUCAGCUGCAGCAAGGACGGCAACAUUAAACUAUGGGAUGGUGUCUCCAAUCGCUGCGUGACCACCUUCGACAAAGCUCAUGAUGGGGCCGAGGUCUGCUCAGCCAUCUUUACCAAGAACUCCAAGUACAUCCUUUCCAGUGGGAAAGAUUCCGUGGUCAAACUGUGGGAAAUAUCCACGGGCCGAAUGUUGGUCAAAUACACAGGAGCCGGCCUGAGCGGUCGUCAGAUGCAUCGCACGCAGGGCGUGUUCAACCACACGGAAGAUUACGUUCUGCUUCCCGAUGAGCGCACCAUCAGCCUGUGCUGCUGGGAUUCUCGUACGGCCGAGAGGAAAAACCUGCUGUCGCUGGGUCACAACAACAUCGUACGCUGCAUUGUCCACUCGCCCACCAAUCCGGGGUUUAUGACUUGCAGCGAUGACUUCAGGGCCCGUUUUUGGUACCGGCGCACCACAACAGAUUGAUUGACUCCCCCCCCCCCCCUCGCUCUCUCUCGCUCUCCCCUUCUCCGCCACUACAAACCUAAGACUCGUUUAUGACGCCAAUGGAAAGAAGUGUGAAAUCUUGCAUUCUUUCAUUUUUCAUCUUAGGAAUUGUCUUCUCUCUUUUUGAUACUAUUUCGUCAAACUUAAAAGUCAUACACAAGACCUUAAGUUUCUUUUUUUUUUGCUGAUUAAACAUUGUUUUGUCUUUGUGGAGAUUAAAAAAAAUCUUGCCUUUACAA
This is a messenger RNA of Syngnathus typhle (broad-nosed pipefish), 1961 nucleotides long. RefSeq names its product cleavage stimulation factor, 3' pre-RNA, subunit 1 (gene cstf1). Gene Ontology annotation, biological process: mRNA 3'-end processing. Gene Ontology annotation, cellular component: mRNA cleavage stimulating factor complex. Gene Ontology annotation, molecular function: RNA binding; protein binding. Bases 406 to 1701 code for a protein of 431 amino acids. Lineage: Eukaryota; Metazoa; Chordata; Actinopteri; Syngnathiformes; Syngnathidae. The record is from RefSeq and is a predicted model, not a curated record. The transcript has 5 exons.